AUGGAGGGGGGCUACUCGGCGGACACCUCCACGAAGUGGCCCAGCAACGCGGAUGGCUACACGUUGCUCUCACGCAUUGGCCACGGUGCCUUCGCCACCGUCUACAAGGCCAAAGUGAACUCAGGCCCUGCCGCGAGUUCGGAGGUGGCUGUGAAGGUGAUCGAACUGGAGGAGUUUGCUGACUCGAGCCUUGAAGAAAUUCGGCGAGAGCUGCAAAUGAUGAAGAUGUGUCGCCAUGAGAAUGUCAUUGCCUACCACGCCUCUUGGUGA
This is a messenger RNA of Durusdinium trenchii, 270 nucleotides long. Lineage: Eukaryota; Dinophyceae; Suessiales; Symbiodiniaceae. The record is from the annotation of a GenBank genome assembly.